Ramularia collo-cygni is the source of this 2037-nucleotide messenger RNA. RefSeq names its product related to 1-acyl-sn-glycerol-3-phosphate acyltransferase gamma. The transcript has a single exon. NCBI's taxonomy places the organism in Eukaryota, Fungi, Ascomycota, Dothideomycetes, Mycosphaerellales, Mycosphaerellaceae. Gene Ontology annotation, cellular component: endomembrane system. Gene Ontology annotation, molecular function: acyltransferase activity. The coding region runs from base 1 to 2037 and encodes 678 amino acids. The record is from RefSeq and is a predicted model, not a curated record.
AUGGYGCUGAACGGGACCCCAACCAACAAACGAGUCUCUCAAGCGGGUGCAAGCUUCCACACUGGGCUGGAGAAUCCUAAUCCAAUCCGCCAUGGAGGUAUGGGACAGGCCGAGCGAGCCUUUUCGGCGGCCUCGACAUUUUUGUCCGGUGUCAUGGCCAUUUCAGCCUCUCAAUUCAUCGGAGCACCUCUCAAGUAUGUGGAUAUCAAAUUCUACGAUGCCUACAUGGCAUGGACCAAGGAAUCAUUCGCAGUUCUCAUGACCACUAUCACUCAAUGGUGGGCACCAACAGUAGUUCGAGUGAGCGGUGAUGAAAGCAUGAAAGACCAACUCUUUCAAAUGAAGGACGGAACAUUGAAAUGCAACUUCCCACACAGGCUCAUCAUGAUGGGAAACCAUCAGCUCUACACGGACUGGCUGUAUCUCUGGUGGAUAGCGUACACCAACAAGACGCACGGCCAUAUUUACAUCAUUCUGAAGGAAAGCCUCAAACAGGUGCCAAUCAUAGGCUGGGGCAUGCAGUACUACAACUUCAUAUUCUUGAGCAGGAACUGGGAGCAAGAUCGAUACAAGUUUAAGAAGCAUCUCGAUCCUAUGAAAGAUCCAGCGGACCCAAUGUGGCUACUGAUAUUCCCCGAAGGCACCAAUCUUUCCGAGAGCACUAGGGAAAAGUCAGCGAAAUGGGCUCAGAAGACUGGAAUUCCAGAUAUGAAGCAUCAGCUACUCCCGCGGAGCACGGGGCUGCAGUUCUGUCUACAGGAGCUGCGCCCGUCGACGAAUUGGCUCUACGAUUGCACCAUUGCCUACGAGGGAGUCCCGAAGGGCAUGUAUGGACAGGAUGUGUUUACAUUGAAGUCAUCUUUGUUCGAAGGCAGACCACCAAAGUCAGUCAAUAUGUACUGGCGACGCUACAAAAUCUCAGACAUCCCAUACGAUGAUGAUGAACAAUUCAGUCGAUGGCUUGUCAAUCGUUGGAGAGAAAAGGAUUACCUGCUGGAGUACUAUUACAAAUUUGGUAACUUCCCAUCCAAAGAGCCGACCAAGGCACUUCUGGCUGUUGAGGGCAAGGCCAAGCCGAGCCACGCAAAGGCGAUAUCUACAUCUGUGAAGGGUGGCGGUUGGGAUGAGUUUCUCAGCAUCUUUGGCCCAGUCACGACGGCGGCUGGCGCACUCUCUAGCGUGGACAUGGCCGACCCUGUCAACUUUGAUGAAAUGAUGCUCAAGGUCGCUCAAUCGYAGCAAUUUGGUUCACUGUUGAUGGGUCAGGCGCCAAAGAUGCCCGCGAGCCAGGAUGCCAUUCGACAUGCUCUUUUGGCGGCACAUAAGCAGAACCCAUUACCGAGCUCGUUGAUGGAUCAGCUACUGAAAGCCAAUCCCCAGACGCAAGCUCAGAUGAAGCAAGUCCUGCACAAGUCGGGCAAUGCUCGCGUUGUCAAGAAGGCUGCUAAGGCGCCUGGCGCAGAUAAGUCGAUCUCGAGUGAGACGCAGAGAGAUCUUACAACUGCUGCCGUAAAGACUUUGGAAGCAAUGUCGAAGACGUCCGCAUCAGGCCCCAGGAGCACUUCAAGUCCAGCGAAGGUCGUGAAGAAGGAGGCACCGCUGGCGAAUUUGAGUACCAUGAUUACAAGGCCUCUAACGACCGUUUCCCUUCAUGCUGUURGGUCAAAAGUAAGAGACCUAGCAGCUGAUCGUACACGAAGAACUGGAACUGCCCUCCCAGGUCAAUCAGCAUCGACGGCCAGCAAGACUAGCAUCAAGCCGGCGACCAGCGUGCCAAGAUUCGUUGCAAAAGCAUCCUCUGUGAAGGCAUCUUCGGUCAAGGGAAUACCUAUUCAAAGCCUGCCGAAAAAGGCAGCGUCUGUGGAUGGAACUGUGAAUACAAGAUCCAUCACGCAACCUCGCGGGGCUGUUGUGUCUGCAAAGGCAAAGGCUGCUGCUGUGCCUUCCCAGGCAAAACUUCAGACCAUUCCCAAGGGCUCGAAACCUAUUGGUACGCAGAAGUACGUGAAUGGAAAGCGAGUCACAGUCGGUCUGUGA